CUACUACUGCUGCUGCUGCUGCUGCUGCUCCUGCUGCUAAGGUCGCGAAUAGGCGAACGGUUAUUAUAUAGGGCAUUGUCGCGUGCUAGUCGUCAAACUGGUUAUCGGAAGUGUCAGAUAAGAAAAAAACAAAGGCUAGCCAAAAAAUAUGCCGGUGUGCAAAAGAAGUCGUCGCUCUGCCCUGCUGGGAGCAAAUACGAUCUGGUUUAGUAGGGAUACUCAACUCUACAUAGAAGGUGUGACGGGGGCGGGUCAAUUUUAUACUGGCGUCUACCAAGAUCGCGUCCUGAACCAUGUUAAUCAGUUGAUGGCGUACCAUCCGCAGUAUCAGGAGCCGUUCUCGCAAACGCAGGAAUUUGUAAUGCAGGGUGAUGGUCCUCUUCCAUAUGACCAGCGACAUUUCAUCGCACUGAUGGCCGCUUCAAGGCACCAGUGCACGUAUCUUGCCGAAGUUGAGACGCAGGAGUUCCUGUCAUGCGGCGGCGACAAGGCCUGGCUGCAAGGUUUACAAUUCGCACCCAAGAAGAUCCGCGACUUAGACGACAUCAACCAGAUGCUUGCCCACCGACCGUGGAUGAUCACAAAAAACCAUAUCCUUCGGUUAGUAACUGGCCAGGACAGCUGGUCGCUGGCCGAAGUGGUUCAUGCCAUCACGAUUUUGGCGCAUUUCCAUGCGUUGUCCAGUUUUGUAUUCGGCUGCGGAAUCUCGCAACAACAGCUGCAGCAGCAGCAGCAGCAGCAGCAGCAGCAACAACAACAGCAACAACAACAACAACAGACGUCGAACGGGCUACGCCUAAACUCGUCACGAGAGUCGCUCAAAUCUGGCGGGUCGAGUCCAGUGCUGUCAGGCAGUCCGAACGCGAGUCCGUCGCACCAAGGGUCGCCGAUCGCAGGAGGCGAAGUUGAAAACCUCAUGCGCAAAAUGCGAACCAUUUCAGAAUCAAAGUCGUCGCAGGACAUCACCUGUGAGGAGCUCGCUCGUCGAUUUGAAAGCGAGGCUACGGAAAGUGCUUCCAUCUCGACAAUACACAAUGCCAGCUACUCUAACGGGCAGACCGGCAAUACUGGAUACCCUGUUCGGGACAACGAUCUGUCUCGGUUCGUGCUCGACCCGUCCUUCAGUUAUCAGGACUUCACCAAGCGAGGCGAGGCUCCCGAAAUUCCGACGUUCCGUAUCCAAGACUAUUCAUGGGACGACCACGGAUACUCGCUUGUCAAUCGACUUUACAACGAUGUCGGCAAACUUCUCGAUAAGAAGUUCAAAAUCGCGUACAACAUGACAUAUUACACUAUGGGCGGGAAGUUAAACGUUGACACGACGAUGUUUCGACGUGCCGUGUGGAAUUACAUUCACUGUCUGUUCGGUAUUCGGCACGACGACUACGAUUAUCGGGAGGUGAACGAGCUGCUCGAUCGCAACCUGAAGCAGUACAUUAAGGCUGUUUGCUGUUACCCGGAACGGGUGUCGAAGCAGCACUACGAUAGUGUGAUGCGCGAAUUUAAAUACUCGGAGAAGGUGCAUGUAACAUUAAUGAUCCUUGAGGCUCGCAUGCAGGCCGAGCUGCUGUACGCCCUACGGGCGCUCAUGCGACACACGACCUAGACGACAAGUGGUAGCAGCUCAGUCGAGUCAAACAGAACAGCGCAACGCAACAAUUUAUCCGAAUACGAAUUCAAAUACGGAUUCGAAAACAAAACAAAAAACACAUUAUGAGAGCACGUCCCCUCGUUCCGUUCUUAUUUCGUCCUUUUGAACUUGGGCAACAACAACAACAACAACAACAACAGCAACGUCAACAUCAACAACAAUAUACUACAGCAAGAACUCGAGUGAUCGUAUGUCCACAUCUAGAUACAGGAGGAUAUUGAGUCCUCCAUUUAUUACUAAUUUUGAUCAAUCUUGGAAACAAUUAUUGAGUUGCUUAGAUUCACCGGCCGGUCUCCCAGACGAUAUUCCCCACCCCAUGACCCAUAACCCUGUUAGCCUUGCUCUAAACCAUCAGGACAGUGUCCCUUUAUCCCAGAGAGCAAAACAAACAUGUCUGUGUGUGCGAGACAACCGAGAGAUUAGUAAAGCGUUAGAGCAAGUAAAGGUGGAAAAGAAAUCGAUAGAUUUAUUAUCGUUUAACAGAGCGGAUCUGAAAAAUAUGCUUAUUGUAAAUUAUGCAGUACGCAUAUUAGAUAUAGUAUAUGCUCGGCUUUGUUUCUGCUUACUUAGUUUUUUUUUGGAAUUCCCAUACCGUAAAACAGGAACAAUGGCUAUCGUUGGUCCAUUACGCUCCUAUAAUUAUAUUAUUAGUCUAUCGAUUAAAAUGAGUAUCGUACUGUGAUGGGAUAGCUUGGGAAGCUUACUUGAGUCGAUGCAAAAGUUGUUUUGUUUCAUGACAAAACAAGAAAAGCCCAGAUCAUCACCAACUAGUUAAGCAGUUGAAAUGUACCGACGACCGACUGUUGACGAAAGAACCGAAGAUCAUGCUUGAUAAAAUAAAGUUGGAGAUGUUGAUGGUGAUGUCGACAAUAAUGAAAGGUGAAAUUUACAAUGAUCUCCUUGGUGGUUCUCUCUGGUGAUUGAUGAUCGAUAGCGGGGUGUGUAUCUAUAUGUAUACGUAGCAAUUGUAUCAAAGAUAUUGACGAUUUCAUGAUCAACCAACCCACUGCUUGUUGUACGCGUCUAUCGACCGAUAAGCCGCCCUUUUGCCGCCUUACGUACGUUUUUCCGCCCUUUUCUUUACUUCCUACUAGGUCUACUGUUCGAUGCGUCUUCGUCUUCCCGACUCAAUUCGGACCUAUUAACGGCCUCAACAACACAUAAUCAAGGGCAGAACAUUCGUAGUGAUUGUAGUUGUAAGGCUACAAUAGGCUGUGCACGUACGCAAAUCAGGCGCUUAUAAGCUUGUUGUGGGUCGUUGGUUCUUCCUCAAUACAUGAUAGUAUAUAUCUCAUUUCUUCAUGGCCCGAUACACCCCCCGCUCGAUAUCUGUGAUCGAUCCCUAGCGCAUGCGCAGCUAUCGGCCGCCGGGGAGCUGGACUCUCCCCUAUUUCCUCAAGAACUAGACAUGAUAGAACAAUAUAAUUUAUAAUAAUAAUAAUAACAUCCGUCGCCGAGUAAAGUUGAAAAAAAAAUGAAAUAUUGGACUCCAAGCUUUUCUUUUUCACAUUCAAGUUGCAGUGAACCAACACCAAUAAGCAUAGCAACAACAACUUAUUACAACAACAGGUUAGAAAAGCAACAAUGACUACAACAACAGCAACAACAAUAGAAAUAACAGCAUAUACAAGCAUCUAGUAAUUCUUCGAUAUCCGUCACUAAACGCGUUCGAUAAUGACCGGUUGGAUACAAAGUCGAUAGGAAAAAAUGUGAUUUUGUUACUAGUUCGUUGUUUGCAUCACUUAUAUUUUCUACUUAUCCUUUGAGCUCUCGCCAAGAUAAAUGGCAACACCGGAGCAGUUGAGAAACAGAGACGAAUUUCAGCGAUAACAACAGCAGGGAAAACGUACGGCUUAAGCAAAAAAGGUGUGUUUUUGCCGCUAUAAACAGAUAAAUUGUCUCUCUGUUAAUGAACAAGUACUAUCGCGUGGCGCUCCGAUUGCUGGUGACAUCCAGCCUGUCUGUGAGAGAACGACAUUAUUGAAAGAAAGCCAAUAAAUGCAAAACGUGGAGCAGGUAAACGAUUAUGAUAAUGAUGAUGAUUAUGGUGGUGAUGAUUACGAUGACCAUGAAAACACGGUGUGUUUUUUGCUAGUUGUUUUCGCGCUUUUCUACUCCAUAUCUAUAUACAAUAUAUAUAUAUAUAUAUAUAUAUAUAUAUAUAUAUACAAACACACACAUAUAUAUAUACCAACUAUUUAUUUUUUGUCACUAUUUGCUAUUAUUCUUAUUAUUCGUUUAGUGUACUCUAUUAAUAAUGUUACAGAAAGGAAGAAGAGAAGAAAUAAUUUAAAUUUGGCCUUAUGUUCUGUAUGUUCGUCUGUCGAAUACGCUAUGGCGCAAAGAUUUCGAAUUGAAGAGAGUAUCGAAGCGAUGCGUACAGGAGGUGUAGAAAAAGAAAACUGGCCAUUUUUCUCUAGUGAGCGGGAGCUAUUGCUCUGUUCUUAUUCUAAUACAAGUAAAGCACACCCACACACACAGACACACCUAUAAAUACAUUCACAAACUGAGACGUACAGCCGUGAAUACUCUCACCUAAGAGACAGGGACACACACGGAAACAUAUUAUCGUUUUUUUUUUUCUAAUAUUUCGCAUUUUUUUUUAUUUGUAAAUUUUUCGUCUUCCUAUUUUUUUCUAGAUCGUUUUGCUUUCUUGUUGUUGUGGUGGCGUGCGUAGCUUUUCCCGCGCUGUCUCCCCAAUGUAUUCAAGCUUGCGCUACCAAGUCGUUCAGUCGAAGAGGAAUUGAUUAAACAGUUGACGAGUGUCUGCAGCAAAACAACUAUCCCUUCUUUCCUACCCACGUCCGCUAUUCUUAUCCCGUUUGUCAAUGUAUGAGGAAGUUGCAUUCUCCGCCAGGGAAUUCGCUGAGAACGAUGGUGUCCCACAAUCAUCUGUAUGUAUGUAUGUAUAGUGAUGUUAUGUAAAAUACCGAAUUGUUGUGCGAAUCGUAUCUGUUUUCUGUAUGUAUGAUUUGAAUCUGUAUCUAUUUCACUUCGGGCACUUUUGUGUGUCACCUAGAAAAAAUGAUGAGAAUUAAUUCAUUGGUCGCUCGCAUUUACAAUGGUAAAAGUAGUCUGUGGCAGGCUUUCUGUUAAGUUCACUCGGUUCUCUAAAUAGCGAUUGACGAUUGAUUGGGUAUUUGCUAAUACGAAGUAAAGAAAAAUAACCGAAAAGCGAGAGCGAGAAGAAGAGGUGCGUGUGCCUGUGUAUGUCUGUGUCUGUGUCUGUUUACGAAGCUGUUCCUGAAGGAAGGUCAACGUUUCGAACACGGGGAAACGAACGAAACAGUCUGAACGAGUUAGCGUUUGAAAACGUGUAGCUAUUUUUUAGCAGAAGAAAAAAGGAAAGUAAUUUCAGAAAGUUUGUGCGUAUGAUUGGCACUUGAACUCCUAAACAAAGUUGAGAACCAUACCAUCUCCCAUUAAAACUGGCGAACAGUGUCUCAGUUGCAGCUUUCUGCUUUUUGCUGACGGCGUUUUACACUUCCUCAGAAGAAAUUACCCACUGCCUUCCAUUCGAACGUAUUGUAUACGACUUAUCCCACUCUUCGACUCUUCUUGUGUCCCCGCGCGUCUAUCUAUUUUACUCUGAUAAGGAAAAAAGUCACCACACCACCUGUGUCUGUCUAAAGAUGAGCGAUGAUCCGGUAAUUAAUAGCAGAGCCCUUAGUUGAUUAUUCAGAUUGCUGGUAAAAUCAAAUGGCGGCGGCGGCGGCGGCGGCGGUGGCGGCGGCUGCAAACGGAUAGCGAAAUGGACAGAAUACGAUUGAGAAAUUAUAAAGAAAAUAAGAGAAAAAAAAAAUACAAAAAACGCAUGCCAAAAAAAAGCCCAAAAAGAAAAGCCAUGAAUUACUAUGACGAGAAAAACAUCAACAUCAUGAGCAAAAAAA
Messenger RNA from Varroa destructor (honeybee mite), 5541 nucleotides. RefSeq names its product Sestrin (gene Sesn). The record is from RefSeq and is a predicted model, not a curated record. NCBI's taxonomy places the organism in Eukaryota, Metazoa, Arthropoda, Arachnida, Mesostigmata, Varroidae. Gene Ontology annotation, molecular function: L-leucine binding; oxidoreductase activity, acting on peroxide as acceptor. Gene Ontology annotation, cellular component: nucleus. Gene Ontology annotation, biological process: cellular response to L-leucine; cellular response to leucine starvation; negative regulation of TORC1 signaling.